Messenger RNA from Helicoverpa armigera (cotton bollworm), 1391 nucleotides. Its product is annotated as trypsin. The transcript has 6 exons. Gene Ontology annotation, molecular function: serine-type endopeptidase activity. The coding region runs from base 1 to 1074 and encodes 357 amino acids. NCBI's taxonomy places the organism in Eukaryota, Metazoa, Arthropoda, Insecta, Lepidoptera, Noctuidae. Gene Ontology annotation, biological process: proteolysis. The record is from RefSeq and is a predicted model, not a curated record.
AUGUUUACUGUUCAGUGCAACUCGCGUGGUUUUGUUAAAAAGAAUAAUGACUGUAGCAGCCAGUUAGAGAAUGAUAGUGGAGACUGUGAUGCAGAUAAUGAAGUGACAAAUCAAAGCAAACAGAUUGAAUCUUCUCUGGAACAUGGCAGUAAAUACCCUAUUCCUACUAGGAGAAGCAAAGCUAAUAAAGAAAAUAUAGAACCUUAUAAGGAAUUAGCAGCGAAGGCAAGAGAGGAAGAGGAGUAUAUGAGUGAAAUUGCUACUGAAUUCAGUACAAUCACCGAAACGGGUACCAUUGAGAAUGUGACCUGCGAGUACCAGAACAACAGCACUGAAGAUGAUGAGGAUGAAGCCAAGAGCACGCUCAUCGACUAUCCCUUCUCAGUGUCCAUUCAGAAGAAGGGAGCUCAUUACGUUUCUGGCGCCCUGAUAGAUAAAAGAUGGAUUCUGAGCGUGGCUGCGGAGUUUUAUAAUGUGAGAGAAUCACUGAAAUUGUUCAGAGCAAGACUAGGAUCCGUGGACUGCAAAAGAGGUGGAUCAUUGGUGCCCUUUAAAAAGAUAGAAAUCCAUCCUUACUACAUUUAUGGGAAGCCGAAUUUUGACGUGGCUCUCUUGAGAAUGGCGAUACCUGUGGAUUACUCUGAAGUCUUGAGACCAAUAGGGAUUUCUAAUAUCAAUGGGAAGGUGCUGAGUGCCAAGUUUAUGACUACGUACUGGCCGAGGAUAGUGCUAAAUGGAAGAACAUUACCCCAAACGGCAAAAGAAAGGGUAAAAUACAACAGCAUGCGAGUAUCAACACAAAGACUGAUUCCAAUGGAUAAAUGUAAAAACAUCAUGGCGGCUAUUAAAGAGUACAUCAACGAGUCCAGUCUAUGCUUGAAGCCCGUUGUUACUCAUCACAGCGUGUGCAUGCCAGAUGCAGGAGCUCCAGUGAUAGCAGAAGACGGACUGUGGGGCAUCACAUCUGGUUGGAUAGCUCCAUCAUGCCCCAAUUUCGCAGCGCCUACAAUUUUCACGCGACUCUCCUCACCGUCUGUGCGCUCCUGGUUAGACACACAACUGCUUAAUCUUUAGGUUAAGGUUAACCAAUCACGCUUCCUCACCGCAUUCCACAACGUCCGCAACAGCUGUGGCAACAGGUUGUUACGACAUUUUGUUACAAGGGUAACAUAACGAUGCAAGAUACCAAGCGAAUACCUUUGUGAGAUUUUUAACACGCUUUUUAUCUUCUUCUGUGUAUGAAUUCCUAGUAGAAUGCACAGCUGAUUUUUGUUUCAUCAUUACCAGUAAGAUGAGUAAGAAGAAGAUGUUACUUGUUGCAAUUAUUAUUUUUGUUGUAUUAUUAAUAAUUUAUAUGUUAAAAGUAUUACACACAUAAUAGUACAUAGUAC